Molecule: messenger RNA, 1248 nt
Organism: Penicillium cinerascens
Lineage: Eukaryota; Fungi; Ascomycota; Eurotiomycetes; Eurotiales; Aspergillaceae
Product: serine/threonine-protein phosphatase 2A activator
Exons: 1
Coding region: 1-1248 (415 amino acids)
Biological process (GO): mitotic spindle organization
Cellular component (GO): cytoplasm; protein phosphatase type 2A complex; nucleus
Molecular function (GO): peptidyl-prolyl cis-trans isomerase activity; protein tyrosine phosphatase activator activity
Source: RefSeq, a predicted model, not a curated record
AUGGCUUCGACUUCAUUACCGCCCCAAGCUGGCAAGGUGGAUCUGUCCAAGAAGUUGUCAGAGUUGCGGUCAAGCAACCGCCGAUCACACACCGCUGCCCAAGACGCAACCCCGAGAACCCCUCCUUUGCCGUCGCCGCCAACCCUCUCCGAUCACCAAUACUCUCGCCCUGUUCGCCGCAUUCUUUCCCCAAAAGACCAUGAGAUCUUCACUUCGUCCCCUACAUACAGCCUAGUACUUGCAUUUAUCUUCGGCCUCUCCGACUCGGUGCGCGGUCGAGCCGUCACCGAUGAAAAGAAGCCCGAGUCCGAUGCCGUUUCCAAAAUCUCCUCCGUCGUGGGGCAACUUCGGUCCCUGAUCGACAAGCACCCGGCAAUUGACCAGGGUGGAUCGCGGUUCGGCAACCCUGCAUUCCGCACCCUGUUCGACGAUGUCUCUACCCAAAGCGCGUCGUGGCACCGCGAUCUCCUUGGGCUGAAGGAUGCUGCAGCGAUCGACGAGGUGUCGACAUACCUGAUCCACUCCCUGGGCUCGCGAGACCGACUGGACUACGGCUCGGGCCACGAGCUGAAUUUUAUGAUGUGGCUACUUUGUCUCUAUCAGCUGGGUCUUCUCUCGGCUGCGGACUUCCCUGCUGUGGUGUUCAAAGUCUACAUCCAGUAUGUGCAUCUCAUGCGUGAUAUCCAGUCCAUCUACUACCUGGAGCCUGCGGGAUCUCAUGGUGUCUGGGGUCUGGACGACUACCACUUCCUUCCAUUCCUGUUUGGAGCCAGCCAGCUGGUUGAUCACCCGUACGUGACGCCGCUGGGGAUUCAUAAUACGGCCAUGCUGGAUGAAGAAGGAGACAAGUAUCUCUACCUCGACCAGGUGCGCUGGGUGGACAGUGUUAAGACGGUUAAAGGUCUCCGGUGGCAUAGCCCAAUGCUGGAUGAUAUCUCGGGUGCAAAGAACUGGUUCAAGGUCGAGAGCGGCAUGAAGAAGAUGUUCGUCAAGGAGGUAUUGGGUAAACUGCCCAUCAUGCAGCAUUUCCUGUUCGGUAGUCUUCUACCCGCCGCAGAGGGCAUGGGCGAACUUUCUGAGGAAGAUGGUGCGGACGGUCAUGACCAUGCGCAUGAUCACUCUCACGACCAGCAUAGCGACUGGUUUGGAGACUGCUGCGGCAUCAAGGUACCCAGUACGGUGGCUGCAGGUGCGGAGAUGCGCAAGCGGAUGGGUGGAUCGGGAUUGCGCCCGAUUCCCUUCGAUUAG